UGGAAAUGGCGACCGGAAGAUUAUUCCGAGAGAUACAAUUACCCGAGCAAAAAUCAUAUGACGACGGCAUUAUCUUCCCAUUGGUAUUAUCCCCAAACACUGCACAAGUAAAACUUUGUGCUUUUAAAGAAGCUAUUAGAGAUCACAAGCCAUGGCUGGAAUCUCUACUCCAGAAAAAUGGUGCUAUACUCUUCCGCGACUUCCCUGUUAUCUCUCCUUCUGAUUUCAACGACGUUGUUGAAGCUUUCGGCUUCCCAGAGUCACUCUAUGUUGGAGGCCGAGCCUCUCGGACCAAAGUCAUUGGCCGGAUUUACACCGCGAAUGAAUGCCCUCCGGAAAUGCGAAUUCCUUUCCAUCAUGAGAUGACAUAUGUUCCGGAUUGUCCGUCCAAGUUAUUUUUCUUUUGCGAAGAAGAACCAGGAAGCGGGGGAGAGACCCCGAUAGUAUUGAGUCAUAUUAUAUAUGAAAAGAUGAAAGAGACACACCCGGAUUUCGUUUCACGACUCGAGGAGCAUGGAGUGACUUAUAUAAUGAUGAUGAGUAAUGAGGACCACCCAUCUUCUUUUACUGGCACUAGCUGGAAGUCGGCAUACAUGACCGAUGACAAAAAAGUUGCUCAACAAAGGGCUGCAAAGCUGGGAACAAAGCUGGAAUGGACCGAGAAUGCUGUAAAAACUAUAACAGGUCCAUUACCGGCCAUUAGAUUCGACAAGGGAAGUGAACGCAAAACUUGGUUCAAUAAUCUGACUGGCCCCGUCAAUGGUGAAGAUAAAAUCUACGAUAAGGAUAUAUUUAUCGAGCUCGGAAAUGGUGAGGUGGUGCCUGAUGAGGCCAUGAGAGAUUGCUUGAGAAUCUUGGAAGAAGAAUGUGUAAGCAUUCCUUGGAAGAACGGCGAUAUUAUGCUUGUUAAUAACCUGAUGGUCCUUCACAGCCGAAUGCCACUAUUGAAACCGCCUCGCCGCAUCCUUGCAUCCCUUUGCAAGUGAAUAAGUGAAGCAUCAGUGGCGCAUAUACCUUAGAACAAGGGGUACUACCCCUUAAUACCCGUCGGUAGUGUAAUUUUUUUGAAAAUUUGACGUUUUUUCGAUUUUGCUGCUCCUAUGGAUAUUUUUUUUAUGAAACGUUGCCCCUAUAAUUAUUUUCUAGAUCCACCACUCUGAUGCGUGAUACUUUUUACUGAUAAUCUUUCUUAACCUCAAACCAAAAUAUAUGUAGUCUUCGUCUCUAACGCAUGGCUUUAUUGAAAUAUAAUUUCAUACCUUAAAUGACCUUAAA
Helianthus annuus (common sunflower) is the source of this 1275-nucleotide messenger RNA. Its product is annotated as clavaminate synthase-like protein At3g21360. The record is from RefSeq and is a predicted model, not a curated record. NCBI's taxonomy places the organism in Eukaryota, Viridiplantae, Streptophyta, Magnoliopsida, Asterales, Asteraceae. Bases 6 to 986 code for a protein of 326 amino acids. The transcript has 4 exons. Gene Ontology annotation, molecular function: oxidoreductase activity.